AAAUUAACAAUUACAUUAAAUUUUUUUCUUUUACUAUAUAGCUUAUAAGAAUAUUUACAAAUAAUAUCAAAUAAUAAUAGUUUUUUAAAUCUAUCAAAAUAAUCACGAAUCAUUGUAUAUUAAAUAUAAAACAUAUAAAUACUGCCAUACCCCCCAAAUAUAAUAAUUUAAAAUACACAAAUAUAAUAUAUACACUAAAAAAUGAUGAAGUAUUCACCAUUUUCAGAUGAGCCAGAGGAAUCAAACUCAAGUAGUAAUAAUAAUUCAGAACAAAACUCAGCUCCAAAACCAAAACAUCCUAUAGCAAUCGUUUUUCAUUAUCUUUUCAAAAUUAUAGCAAUUUUAAUAUUUAUUUUCGGUGGAUUAUUUUCAUUAAGUUUUGUUUUAACAUUUAUUAUUGUUGUUUUAGCAAGCGCAUUCGACUUUUGGACUGUAAAAAACGUAACUGGUCGUUUAUUAGUAGGCUUAAGAUGGUGGAAUGAAAUUAAGGAAGAUGGUUCAAACAAUUGGAUUUUUGAAUCUGUUCAAGAUAAAAGCCAAAUUAACCCAGCAGAAUCACUUUUAUUCUGGGGCCCAACUAUUUUAUUACCAGUUAUUUGGAUUUUCUUUAUGAUCUCUUCAAUUUUCUCUGCCAAAUUAUUAUGGUUAGUUGUUGUUAUUGUUUGUUUUGCUUUAUCAGCAGCCAAUUUAUACGGUUAUAUUAAAUGUGCAAAAGAUGCAAGAAAGAAAGUCAAAGGUAUGGCUCAAACAUAUAUCGUAAAUAGUAUUGUAAAUCAAGCAAUUAAUCAAGUAUAAAACUACAAUAUAUAUAAAACUAUUUAAAAUUACUUAAAAGAAAAAAGAAAAAAAAGAAAAAAAGAAAAAAGAAAAAAAAAGAAAAAAAACAAAUAAAUUUAUUAUUUAUUAUAAUUAUUUAAAAAAAUUACAU
Dictyostelium purpureum is the source of this 928-nucleotide messenger RNA. RefSeq lists its product as uncharacterized. Gene Ontology annotation, biological process: protein secretion; vesicle-mediated transport. The record is from RefSeq and is a predicted model, not a curated record. Gene Ontology annotation, cellular component: Golgi membrane. Bases 202 to 795 code for a protein of 197 amino acids. NCBI's taxonomy places the organism in Eukaryota, Evosea, Eumycetozoa, Dictyosteliales, Dictyosteliaceae. The transcript is spliced from 4 exons.